Messenger RNA from Copidosoma floridanum, 1425 nucleotides. RefSeq names its product mitochondrial translation release factor 1 (gene mRF1). Gene Ontology annotation, biological process: translational termination. The record is from RefSeq and is a predicted model, not a curated record. Gene Ontology annotation, molecular function: translation release factor activity. NCBI's taxonomy places the organism in Eukaryota, Metazoa, Arthropoda, Insecta, Hymenoptera, Encyrtidae.
ACGCGUAUAUAUAGUGUGUAUAUAUGUGCGUGAUGCGCGAAUUUUACACUUUUGCAAUGUUGGCGGCAUUGCGGAGCAGACGACGCAUCGCUUAGUUUAACUUAUUUUUUUUAUAUCGAAGAUAUGGAUAUGAGGUGAGAGCGCCAAAGUUUCUUGGUUUUUUAGUGUCAUGGGUGUUGGGAUUGUUGAGAAAACAUGAUUACGGGAAAAGGAGUGAUGUUUGCCCUCUCGCGGGGUCGUCGUUUCCUUUGCGACUGGCGUACUUUCGAGCUGAGUCGAGCCGGCAUUUCCAUUCCAAUUGCUAACCUCCAAUCUAAGCCUCGAUGUUACAUUCGUAAUUUGAGCAGGUACAUGUCUACAGCCAGUCUUGCGGUAAAAGAAGCCGAUUUGAAAAAAUUUUUAAAUUAUUUGAUCAAAACUCACUCGGAUGGAACGAGCACGGAGUUUGACAGGCUUUUGCAAUACAAACCAGUGAGGACUUUAUUGAACGAAAGACUCAGAAUUACAGAUAAUAUAAAAAAUUUGAAAGAAUUGGAGAGAGAAGAAGAAAUGAAAAAGCUCGUCGAGGAAGAAAAGUGUGCUAAUGAGAAGCAAUUGAAACAGAUAGAUGAUGAAUUGAUUGAAUUGGUAUUGAAAAAUGUGACCUCAAACGCGUACGAUGAUGUCAUUAUGGAGAUAACAGCAGGUGUAGGUGGUCAGGAGGCAAUGCUCUUUUUAAAAAAUCUUUUGGAGAUGUAUGUGAAUCAUCUCACUUACUUGGGAUACAAAUUUGAUAUAAUAGAAAUAAAUGAUGCUCAACAAGGUGGCAUUAGAAAUGCCAGUAUUAUGAUCUCUGGCAGUGGAGCUUUCGAAAAAUUGAGACACGAAGCAGGAAAUCACAGAGUGCAACGGGUUCCUGCAACAGAAAAAUCUGGCAGGAUGCACACUAGUGUUGUAUCGGUAGCUGUUUUGCCUCAGCCAAGUGAAAUCGAAAUCAAAAUAAAUCCUAAAGAUUUAAGGAUAGAUACUAUGAGAGCUACUGGGGCUGGUGGCCAACACGUUAACACAACAGAUUCUGCAGUAAGAAUAACACACUUGCCUACUGGAACAGUGGUCGAAUGUCAGACAGAUAGGUCACAAUUGAAAAAUCGUAAGAAUGCAAUGGCAAAGUUGAGAAGUAAGCUUUAUCAAGUACAACUUGAUAAGCAGAUGAAAUCAGCUUCUAGUAUGCGCAAGCAGCAGAUGGGAAUGGGUCAGAGAAAUGAAAAAAUCAGGACUUACAACUUCAAUCAAGAUAGAGUUACAGAUCACAGACUGACGGAUGGGACGUUGCACAAUCUAAAAGGCUUUUUUGAGGGUGGCGAGGCUUUGGACAGUCUUCAUUCCAAACUGAAUGAAGAUUUAAAUGUCAAAAUACUUUUAGAACUCCUAAAAAGUGUGGAAUAG